AUGAGUCAAUCCCCAACCAGUCGCGGGGCUACGAAGAAGAGCCGCUACGACAUGAAAAGAGAACGGGAUGUUCGGCUUCACUAUGGGGCCGCUUUUUGCAAUAUACCAUACGUUGACAAUCUGGCCGCUCAUACCCCCCACCCAUCUCACGACUCGACUCUGACGGCUUUGUGUCAGCUGACCGCUAUCCGGAUGGGAGGCCAGAGGGCCAUGAUCUCAAUUCUCGAAGAGGAACGACAACAUAUCCUAGCGGAAGCUACCUGUGAUUCCCCUCUCCGCCCAGAUAUACCGAAGGACGCGCGGGAUUCGCUGUGGGCUGGAAGUGUUAGCAUUCCUCGUAAUAUGGCAUUAUGCGAGAAUGUAUUGGAUCUUAGUCGUGAGAAUGAUGUCUUGGUUAUCAAUGACCUUGCGGCAUACAAAAAAACCGACCUUCAGGGUGCUAUUUACAGCAACUCUGAUGCGCGAUUUUAUGCCGGCAUUGCACUCGUAUCCCCAGACGACACAAUAGUCGGGACGUUAUGUAUCUUCGACAACCAAUCCCGGGACGGCCUGACCGGUGAACAACUUGGUAUUUUCAAGGAUCUGGCAUCGACCAUUAUCGGGUACCUGAACACAUACACAAUCAGGGAUCAGUACAGCCGAGGAGAAAGAUUUACGCGCGGCCUCAUCUCUUUCGCCGAAGGUGCAACAGCUCUAUUGCCUUUUGAGCACAACGAACAGCAAAUCUCAUCAUCGAUAUCUCAAGAAUCUCCGGACCUUUCUUCGGAAACAAGAGAAGAUCCUCUCGCUACACAUGGCACGGGAAGAACAGGAGUGGAUGAUCCAUCACCGAACAAUUCGCCUUCUCCGAUCCAUAAGGCAACUACCGCGAGGUCUGCAAGGCAUCAAGCAAUAGGGUCACUUCAAGACUCUAUUCUACCCGUGGACUCAAAAUCAAUGUUUUCCCGUGCGGCGAAUGUCAUGAUGGCCUCGAGUAAUUUGGAUGGAGUACUUAUACUAGAUGCAAGCGUUGCAGCAAACGGAGGCCAACGGCGCAACAAUGCCACUUCUCGAACCAGGAGCAGUGUCGAUUCUCUAUCCGAGUCUUACCAGCGUAAAAUGGUAGCUGAUCUUACCCGGAAAAUUAUAGGCCAGUUGCUUGGAGUUGCUACUUCGAACGACAGAGACAAAACAGCAUAUGGGUCGUUGUUGGAGUCUGAUCUUGCGCGUAUGCUUCACGAAUAUCCACAUGGCAAAAUUUUCACUUUCACGGCCAGCGGUAUCUUCGUAUCCUCGGAUGAGACCGCCUCGAGCCCUUAUUUCGCGGAGAAUUUACCCAGAGUGGCGUCUUCUAAACGACAAACAAAAAACUGGUCAAAGCGAUGCUCGGAAGCAAUCCAGACAAUGUUUCCUGAAGCGGCUAGUGUUGCUUUUGUUCCAUUCUGGGACUUUGAGAGGUCACGGUGGUUUGCAGGCUGUUUGUGUUGGAGCAACAACCCACGUCGCCUGCUGUCUCCCUCUGUUGAUUUGGUUUAUUUCAAGAUUUUCAGCAAUUCAAUCAUGAGGGAGUUGUCAAGACUGGAUGCUAUGGCUUUGGAUCAGGCUAAAGCGACAUUUGUAGCCUCUAUAUCUCACGAGUUACGAUCUCCUCUGCAUGGAAUACUAGGCACAUUGGAAUUUUUCAAGGAUACGCCUCUAGAUUCAUUUCAGGCCAGUAUGCUCAAUUCUUUGCAUGGUUGCGGGAUAACCCUGCUUGAUACCAUCAACCAAGUCAUGGACUAUGGCAAGAUCAGUGAAUCAAGAAACAGCAUCUCUUCGAAACGAAUAAAGAGUGAAAACACGAUAAGGUUAUCAUGUAAACCGGUAAAGAGUAGAAGGAGGAAAGAUCCCGCUUUUGAUAUUGGCACUGCGACAGAAGAAGCUGUAGAGGCUGUAUUCAUAGGGUCAUCCUACAUCCCUGUCACCGCUCAAUACAUCAAAGAACUUCCGUCUAGAAUAGGGCAUGAGUCGACUCCUCUUCCGAAACGCAAGGUACGCUUUGUCAUACUUGAAGUGGCAUAUGAGGAUGAUUGGAUGUUCUCUUUUCCAAUCGGAUCAUGGAGAAGGAUAGUUAUGAACUUGUUGGGAAAUGCUGUGAAGUACACAGAGUCAGGCUAUGUACACGUUUCCCUGCGGUCUAGUAAAUCAGCGGAAGGCACCAAUGCACCUACAACGAUUAUACUUACAAUAACUGACACGGGCUUGGGAAUGACUCCAAGUUUUCUUGCCAACAGAAUGUUUGAACCCUUCUCUCAAGAAAAUUCACAUUCGCCUGGUACUGGACUAGGCCUGAGUAUAGUACGACAAAUCAUUGACAUGAGCGGCGGGAAGAUUGAAGUCAGCAGCCAGCCGUCUAUUGGCAGCAAAGUCACCGUCAAACUCGCACUUACUCAGCCGGAGUCCUCAGAUUUGUUAAUGGCCGAGCACAGACAGUUUCAAUCGACCCUGUCAAGAUUACGUGGUCACAGAAUCUGCAUACUUUUCAGGAAAACGAAAAGGUCCCCAGAUGAUGCUGAUUACUCACAGGCUGAAGAGGGGCUUGUACGGUUCACUAAUGCGCUCGCCAACACUCUCGAAAAGCACCUGAAGAUGGACGUUGUAACGUCUACCGAUUCGGAAUACAACGGCGCAGAUAUUGUCAUUUGCCCGGAAGUUUCCUUCGAUUAUCUCAACAUUAUUCGCCGCCGUAGGGCUCGUGAUCAACGAGCUCCCGUCAUUAUAUUCAUUGGAAUGGACGCACUUGAAGCAGCUACUCUUCGUUCAGAUGUUCGCGUGACUUCCAAACAGUCUGUAGUUGAGAUCACAACUCAGCCAUGCGGGCCGCACAAAUUGGCUUUUGUUCUUAAUCGAUGCUUGGAUCGAUACAAUCAACCUGGUGAUAAUGUACAGCCUUCGAGGGCAGUCAGCCCGCUUCCCCAAACUGGAAGCCAUGGAGUUGAAGAAUCGAGCAUUCCCAUUCCGCCACCCAGCCCUACUCAACUGAAUAAUAGACCAUUGCAAGUUAGACCUGCAGAGAAUUCUGCUAAGGCCCCAGGCACAACGCCCACACCACAACCCGUACAUAUCCUACAUCAGGAAGAAGACUUGGCCGCAUCUCAUAUACUCAUCGUCGAUGACAAUAUGUUGAAUCGGAGAUUACUUGUGGCAUUCAUGAACAAGAAUGGUUUACAGCACCAAGAAGCGUCAGACGGUCUCGAGGCACUGCGCAAGUACCAAGCAGACUCGCAAAAAUUCGAGGUGAUAAUCAUGGACAUGUCGAUGCCAGUCAUGGACGGUAUGGCGGCUACUCGGGCCAUCCGCGAAUACGAGCAAACCCACAAUUUGCCUCGCAGCUGCAUUAUCGCAUUGACUGGCCUCGCAUCUUCAAGCGCAAGGUUGGAAGCAUGGAGCUCGGGCAUCGACCACUACAUCACCAAGCCUGUGAAUUACAAGGAGCUUAGAGAGCUUUUGGAGAGCGAGAAAUCGCGAAAGGAUGGACGCCGGAAAUCUGUAGAAGCGUCUGAGAAAGUACCUGAAGAGGCUGCAGAGAACGCGGCUUGA
Bipolaris oryzae ATCC 44560 is the source of this 3558-nucleotide messenger RNA. RefSeq lists its product as uncharacterized. Gene Ontology annotation, molecular function: phosphorelay sensor kinase activity. The coding region runs from base 1 to 3558 and encodes 1185 amino acids. Gene Ontology annotation, biological process: phosphorelay signal transduction system; phosphorylation. Lineage: Eukaryota; Fungi; Ascomycota; Dothideomycetes; Pleosporales; Pleosporaceae. The transcript is spliced from 7 exons. The record is from RefSeq and is a predicted model, not a curated record.